Messenger RNA from Topomyia yanbarensis, 5393 nucleotides. RefSeq lists its product as uncharacterized. Gene Ontology annotation, cellular component: membrane. Gene Ontology annotation, biological process: protein import; protein targeting. NCBI's taxonomy places the organism in Eukaryota, Metazoa, Arthropoda, Insecta, Diptera, Culicidae. Bases 401 to 5302 code for a protein of 1633 amino acids. The record is from RefSeq and is a predicted model, not a curated record. Gene Ontology annotation, molecular function: ABC-type protein transporter activity; ATP binding. The transcript is spliced from 3 exons.
UGGUUUGACCGGUUUGUAGCUGAUUCCGAAUUGCAAACGGAACAUGUCGUCUCUUUGUUUUUUUUUCUAGUCUUUUUAGUUUGCACUACCUAUUCAUCUUGGUAAUGGCUGUUUUUAAUCUCUAGGUAGAGUUUGUGGAGGGUACACAAAAGAAAGCAAAACAUCAUUAGAUAUAAACGCCAACGCAAGGAGAACUUUUAUUAUAGGCAGCGGUAAAGUGUCUCUAAGCAAGAUCCAAGUGACCUAUAGUUGGAAAUGUUAUACUGAGCAGGAAUUUGUGAGUAGUUUUGCAUUUUAUGCUCUGAUGUCGACCCCGUAAAUUGAGGAACAAAAAAAAAAUUACGCAGCAGGCCAUCUUUUCCCUGAUUGGUUACUUUCUUAUUGAUCGGCCGCAAGUAAAAUGGCUCCAGUUUAUGAUAUCAAAACCGACGUACAAAGUGUAGCCAAUUCGGAGGAUGAGUUCUCGGACGCCACCGAUAUAGCACAGUCUUCCGAAGCGGUAUGUAAUGAAUCGUCAAUCGAACCGGAGGAUGAUGAUUUGGACUCUACAGAAAGUGUGCAUUCUCCCCAGACAUAUCAACCAGUCUGGAAUGAUUUGGAUGCUGCUGGGAGAAAGAAUUCAUCAGAACCACAACCGGGUUGCAGUUCCCAGCUGGAAUCGGGGUCCAUCGUUAGAUGCGACAGUAUAACACAUUCAUCUGAUUCCGGCGAUAGUAACGUUCGAGCUGGGGAAAUGGAUGCGCCGUGCAGUAGUCGUGUUACCGGUGACACAGAACCGGUUAAACAAACUAACUUCAUCAAUAAUCUGGUGGAAUCGCAAUCCGAUGCCUUUGUAAUGUACAGCAGAGCCGAUGAAUCGCAAGGCGAGUGUGUUAAAGUAAGGCUACAGGAACAUGUUGGUGUGCUGGUUGAUCCUGAUCAGAAUGCCAGAAACCAGUCGGUUGAUUUCAUGGGUACUGAAGUAGCAAAUCUUGACAUUGGAAAAGAGGCUACAGAAUACUGGGAAGAUGAGCCAAACAAAAAACCCAGAUACAAGAGAGCUUUGAAUUACGUAGCUUCAUUUAUACCGGGGAGCAAUUCUGAAAACGAUGGGCACAUAAAGCUGAAUAAACGAAUAUUCAAGGAUACUGCUCAAUUGGGAUUUUCUUACUGUUUCACUCAUGAAGGUUUGAGGAUUGUACUGCACGACGAAGGCAGUUUGAUGGUGACAGAAAAUAAUUUUGUGGCCACUGUUUCCAUGAUUGACUCUCAUGGUUUACAUGGUAGCCUAGAAGAUAAAAGUGCAAAAAAAAUCUUGCAGGAAGGCCUUCGAAUCAUUAAAGUGAUUCAAUGUGGGUUGAGAAACCAAUUAAGUGAAUCGUGCGAGAAGUUGAUCGGCACCAUCAGAAAAAUUAUGACCGAAAUAACCGACGGGUAUGAGGAAACUGUUGACUAUAGUCAGCUACUGUUACUCGUAGAUAAAUUUAAUAAAGGUGAAAAAUUUACGUGCAGAAGUUUGUGCCAAGAAAUCAUGAACAAUCACCGUAUUUCCAGUGGGCUGAAAAAAUUAGCAGAAGAGGUACGAAGUUUGGAUAUUAGAACGUACAAGAGAGAUAAGAAAUUGGCUUGUUUCGGGCUGCAGAUGGAUGAUUCGACAAAAAAACUGUGCGACGAAUGGGCUCAAAUCACUAAAGACAGUGCACCAAAGCAUAGACAAUUUUUGGAGAAUAAAGCUCCCCCCUUUCUGCAGGACAAAUUGCAGAAUCUAUCUCCGGAACAAAUUAUUCUCAUUACUAUCAAUGAUGUGAAUCUGUAUGCGAAUAUUGCACAUUUUCAGGAUGCCGUCGUUUUCCAGAAGCCUUUGGAGGAUCUAGCUGACCGAUGGAUUCGUCAGAUCAAAGUAAAUGGGAAAACAGGCUCGGCGACUAACCAAAUUUACUUCUUUCUGUGCAAAAGUUUGGAGGAGAUCAUUUUGGAAAUUAGGAGCAAAUCAAGCAAUACAAUAGAGCAGCUGAUUGUGAGCAAUACAACAGGGUGGUAUCCUAUCGAAAAUAUCGCGUGGAAAUCGGAAGACAGCAUUACGAAGUGCUUGGAGAAUGAGUAUCGGUUUGUUUUCAAACUAUUGCAUUAUUUCGACCCAAGUCAGGGUAAACAACCGAAAUCGUUCCCGUAUACGAUGAAACUGUUGCAAGAUAAUAUAUCGAUGAGACCGAAGAUUUACGGAAGAACCAAUCCUCUAGGUAUAGCGGAUGAACUUUACGUCUGGUGUUGUAUGUUGGACGAUGUGGUUUCGCGUGUCCUCGAGGAUGACGGCACCGAGCUGCACAUGUUCGACGAUAUUAUCAAGAAUUAUCUCCAUCAUAUCUGUAGCGUGGAUCAUGAUCAGCUGGAAACGGUGCGCGUCGUUACUCACAAUACGAUCCGUUUCAUCGUUCAAACGAUCUCAUCUGUACAAGGAGCAAGUGACUCGUCGUUAGACAGACAAGUGCUACGUAGACAACUGGAAAUCGUCAAUUCCCUGGUAGUUGAACGAAGCUCAUCAAUGAACCAUUUCCGUGAUCUGAUGGAAAUUUUCAGCAGCUUUUGGAGAUAUGGGAGUACAAUUCUUGCAAAAUUGACAGCUAAAAUGGACAUACCGGAAAUGUACGCUCUCAAAGAUAAUCUAACCAAUCUGGCGAUGGACGCUUUGCACAAAGAUGUUACGAUCGAUGAGCUCGUGAGAUUUUUACGGGCGUAUUAUGAUUUAUUGGUCGAUUUAGAUGGCCUACCGAUCGACUGGUUCAUCAAAAGCACCUGCACAGAAACAGUGAUGCGUGCUAUCGAGAUGCUGGAUUUGAUCGAACUGGUCGACAAUCGGUGGUCUACCACAGAUUCGAAAACUUAUCGAGUCAUCAAUCCACAUCGAUUUGCAAAGUGCGCUCCACCAAUGAUGAACAUUGAAACCGUUCCCAAGCACUACGUCAUCGACAUCAUAGCUACACUCGUGUCUCAAAUUAAACUUCAACUGCAAAGGGAAUGCUGGGGAUCCGGAGAGCGCCUAACAUCAUCUGAGCAGCUAUCAUCGGCCAUCGAGCUAAUCUCCGCCGUCAGAAUAUCCCUGCUCUAUUUGGACGAGCAAUCGGACUACGUUUCAUUUGACCAAUUUUACGACGAAAGUGUGAAGCCGUUUUGCAAUCUAAUGGACCACUGCAACUCACUGGCGAACUUCACCAACCGCGCCAACCUCAUUCGGGAAUCGUUCUGGUACAUUCGUAAACAGAACGAAAUGGACAUCACGAGGGCGUUGGAACUGUACCGUGAGCUCAACGAUACCCAGGACGAUCGAAUGUUGCGAGAUGCGUAUCAACGCUAUUUGGUAUGCUUUCAAGAGCACAUGAUGAUGUCUGUGGGAAAGGAAGACAAGGAAAGCAUACGGAAGAUUGUUGAGGAGGUGAAGGCAUACACCGAAAAAAUUCACGUCAACGAAUGGUCCCAAUAUUUUAAGAUGGAAAAAGUACCGAAGAUUCUAGCAGGACUGGCUGCAGUUUGGUCCAUAUCAAGUUCGAAGGAUGUUUUCAUCACGGGAAAGUAUCUCAGUCCACACUGCAUACAGAUUCUUUGUAUUUUGAAACUACUGAGUGUUGAUGAAAAGUACAAUGGAGUAACGAAUAAGCUGGCUCAAGUGCUAACCGGUCAGGGUAAAUCUUUGAUUCUUGGGUUAACUGCAGCGUUACUGGCACUGACAGGUCACAACAUCCGCAUCGUUUGCUACAACCGAGGUCUGGUAACUAGGGAUCAACUGGAUUUCCAAGAAUUCUUCGUCUAUUUUGGUGUCGAGCGGGAUAUAAUCUAUGGUACAUUUGAGGAUAUGGCAAAUGCAGUAUUAACUCCAGUGGUGAAUGGCGAAAAAAAGGGCUUGAGAGAGUUAGUAACCGAUCUAUUGCUAGAAGGUUCACAUGUGCGCUCGAGCAAUAGUGCUGUGGAUUUAAAAAAAUCUGUUCUAUUGAUGGACGAAGUAGAUGUAUUUUUCUCUCGAGAUUUCUACGGAAACAAUUACGCUCCUGUAGCAAACCCACUUAUCACCGGAUUGGGACGAAUUCAGGUAGAAAUUUGGAAGGCCGUUUGCCAACAAUGCUACGACAUCCCAACACUAACUGACCGUAUCGAACGUUUCAUCAAAUCAUUUGUAAACUCGGAAGCUUUCGCCGAAUUUUUGAAUGCUGCAGACCGGUAUACUCUUCUUGUUCCUUUUAAUUCACGGUUAACACGCAAAGGCUACACCAACCGUACUCUUUUCGCUGAACAUUUACAGCAAAUGCUACAGUGCGCCAUCAAAGUUCACCAAAGCCCGGUUUCCGAGUGCUCCGACUUUAGGCUUAGUGCACGGAACACAAUCACCUACAAGUAUCGAGAAGAGUACACAAACCACAAAAAAGCAGGUUAUCUAAACGUGUUCCACUACUUCCGACUAAAGGGAUCCAACUUCUGCUCGCAGAUCGCCGGAGAACUCAAUUACGGCUACCUGAACAUUGACUGCGGUUCGCUGUCAUACGCAAUGUUGCCGAAGAACUACCCGCUCAUCCUGGGAGUUUCCGGAACAAUAACUGCCCUAAGCGAUCCCGAAAAGGACGCCAUGAGAGAUCUUUACAGUAUCACCAACAUGAUCGUGCUGCCGACGUUCUUCGGUUGUUCAAACUUGCUGUUCAACAGUACCAGUGGCUUCUGUCAUCUACGGACGAAGAAUGCCUGGUUGGAACGAAUCGCCCAUCGAACUCAGGAGGUCGUAGCAGCAAGUCGAGCUGCGCUCAUUUUCUUCAAAACCGACGUCGAGCUGAACGAGUUCAAGCUCAAGUAUUCCGGUCGCUUCGAUCGAUUGACUGUGCUGACGGAAAACACCGAUCCCGAGCGGAGACAGCUUUGCAUCAACGAGGCAGGCGUCGCCCGAACGGUCACGCUAGCAACUCGUGGCAUGGGACGUGGAAUCGACUACAAGUCCAGCGUUAGCGUCGAGAGAAACGGUGGCAUUCACGUUAUCCAGACGUUCUUCUCAGUGGAUGUUAAAGAAGAAACCCAGAUCAAGGGACGAACUGCUCGUAAGGACAAUAAGGGCAGCUAUGAGCUGAUUGUUUGUGACGGCGAUUUAAAAGCUGACCGCGUUUGGAAGGUGAAAGGCGAUAAUACGUACCAAACACUACACGAAGCUAGAAGCAAAAUAACUCUUCAGGACGGUAAAACUACCGCAAAAGCUAUCGCCGCCGAAGCUGCUGCCCACGACACUACGAUGCAAUAUUUGAGGGAUUUGAUUGUGCCGGAUUUGAUUGAACAAGGGCCUUUGCCCGCUUAGGUCGAUGCAAAGAUUCUAAAAACAAUAUUAUUGAGUUAUUUUUUAUAUUUUUCAGUACAUUUAAACAGAAAUAAAGUUGUCUUUUUUUAAA